Molecule: messenger RNA, 1995 nt
Organism: Fusarium subglutinans
Lineage: Eukaryota; Fungi; Ascomycota; Sordariomycetes; Hypocreales; Nectriaceae
Product: fc receptor
Exons: 3
Coding region: 1-1995 (664 amino acids)
Source: RefSeq, a predicted model, not a curated record
AUGACGGUGCCUUGGAAGGUCAGCGCUAUUGCAGCAUUAUGGCUAGGUGCUACGGCUGUUGGCGCAAGCCUUGAACAAGAAAACUCCUCUGGGGCAGCCGUGUUCACUCACCCAGUCUAUCCCAGAGUAUUUGUCGCAAGACAAGAACAAGAAAUCCCAGCUGAUGACCGGAAUCCUCCUCCUAUCGUCCCCAAUCCUCAGCCAAAUCAACCCGCAGGCCCAAACACGCCAGUCCCUGCUCCUGAGCCAGAAACAACAGCUGAGCCUAAUAACCCUCCCCCUCCAGCUACGACAACAGCGGCACCUGCGCCGCAAGAGCCAGAGAUUACCACGGCGCCAGGUAACCCUCCUGCUCCAGUUACGACCCAGAAGCCUGAUGAACCAGAGGAUCCAAAGACCACUGAUGUCGCUCCUGUACCAGUACCAGUUCCAGUUCCCAACAAACCUGAUGAUCCUAAGAAACCUGAUGACCCGAAGAAGCCGGAUGAUCCUAAAAACCCUGACGAUCCGGAAAAGCCUGAUGAUCCCAAGAAGCCCGACGACCCCAAGAUUCCUGACGCCCCCAAGAUUCCGGAUGUACCCAAGGUUCCUGACACUCCGGACGAUCCCAGGAAACCGGACAAUCCUCAAGACCCCAAAGACCCUGAGAACCCUGACGAUCCUAAGAAUCCUGGUGAGCCUAAAGACCCGAAGGAUCCUGAGAACCCAGACCCCAAAGAUCCAGAGAAUCCUGAUCCAAAAGACCCUGAAGAUCCUCAAAAUCCCAAUGAACCUGAUGAUUUCCCAAUUCUGACAGAGAACCAUAGUACUGUCUACGUAACAUGCCCUGCUCCGAUCGACUGCCCCGCCAAACAGACCCCCACCGUCACCACCAGCAUUUUCCCUGAGGAGUCAGUCCUCUUCGGCGAAGUACCAGCCGACAACGAAGCCAUUCCUACAAUGGAAGCGGUCGAAGACGAUACUUCUCGGUACUUCCAGCAGGUCUUUGACGAUGAGAAUAUUUCUAUCAACGACGCUCAACACCCGGAUGUUCAAUGCCAACAACAGAGUAGCGAUGACGUUCCUCGCGACUGUUUCAUGUCGAUUUACUCCAAGUUCUGCGCCGACGUCAAUGGCCAUGAGGGCGAUGAGCUUAGCAAGAAUCUCACUGAAGCCGACGCUGAGGGUGGAUCUCAAGAGAAGCGUGCGUCGCUUAACAUGAGAAGACAUAUGCUUCGGGAACGAGCUGAGUCUUGCGAGGGCUGGGUGUUCGAAUAUGAUUGGAGUGGUGCUAAGGGAGAUUGCCAAAUUCCUUGCGGUGAUUCGAUGUACGCUUUUGGCGAUGAGUGCUUUGACUCUGAGAACAGCUUUCUCGAGGGUACCAUUGAUGUAGGAUGCGGCACCUACAAGUACACCGCCAUGCCUACCACGUCAACGACAGCACCACCAUUUCACUUGACCGGUCUCCCAACGCUGACCGACGUUCCGGGACCUAUCUCUACUCCCGAUGGUAGUUCAUGCGCCGAGACAGCGACUAACACACAGUGUGCUCAGGGCGGCGGUGGCAGAGGCCAAGCUUGCGUCGAGAACACAUACUGCGCAUCGUGGGUCUCAACCAAGCCCACCGAAGCUCCCGCACCACCAGAGGAUAAGAUCACGCCGUUGGAACUGGGGCCAGUGUUUUGUAAGAACAGGGGCGGUGAUCACAAGGACGUCAGCCCAGGCGCCGUGAAGUCUUUAGCAGGUGCGUACUGCGAAACCAACUUGCCUGCUGACAUGAAGUCCGACAGCCCUGCCACUGGUAUUACAAAGAGCGAUUUGUAUUACUAUGAGGUAUCCUGGGUUGAGGGAUGCAAGACGACUGUGGAGUCGCAAGAUCCGUAUACACCACUUGGAAAGGAUGGUCCGCUUUGCAAAGACUUGUUUGUCAAGGCAUAUACAGGCUGUGAUAAUGGCGGUAUUGGAGGAUACAUUGAUGCGGGCUGUGUACGAUAUAUGCUCCUGGGAGCUCAGUAG